GUACAUGUCUAUGUGUUUGAUACAGGUAUCAAUGUGAACCAUACAGAAUUUAGCGGACGAGCCACUAUGGAUGCAAAUUUUAUUGAAGGAGAAGAUUCUAUUGAUCUUGCUGGUCACGGAACUCAUGUGGCAGGAAUUGUUGGUGGGGAUACAUUUGGUGUAGCCAGAAACGUCAAACUCCAUGGAAUCAAGAUUCUUGAUCGAUAUGGAGACGGAACAACUAUUGCCCUGUUAAAAGCUAUUGAGCAUGUAGUGGAAAUAGCUGAACCAGGAAAAAGUAUAAUAAACCUCUCGCUCAGUGGUCCUCGUUCAGCCAUGAUUGAUGACGCACUCACAUCGGCGGUUCUAGACCACAAUAUCCCGAUAUUUGUCUCGGCAGGGAAUUCUGGGGACGACGCCUGCCAAUACUCUCCUUCUGCCAAUGAGUAUGUAUUUCCUGUAGGUGCUUCGUCCGAGAAAGAUUCUUUGCCAUUCUUUUCUUCGUAUGGACCAUGUGUAAAGAUGUAUGCACCAGGUACAAACAUCAUUAGUAGCUGGUUGGGACAGGAUAUCAAGAUACAGGAUGGUACAAGUAUGGCAAGUCCACACGUAGCCGGAAUUGCUGCCCUUUUGAUGUCAAGGAAAUAUUAUGGUACCGUACAAGAGCUGUAUGAUACCUUGACAGAAGUAGCUACCAGAGACAUUCUUAGUAUGUCUCCAUACCAGGCUGGAUCAAGCCAAAAUUUACUUGCCUAUGCACCAAUUUAA
Phycomyces blakesleeanus NRRL 1555(-) is the source of this 747-nucleotide messenger RNA. RefSeq lists its product as hypothetical. Gene Ontology annotation, molecular function: serine-type endopeptidase activity. The record is from RefSeq and is a predicted model, not a curated record. The transcript has 4 exons. Gene Ontology annotation, biological process: proteolysis. NCBI's taxonomy places the organism in Eukaryota, Fungi, Mucoromycota, Mucoromycetes, Mucorales, Phycomycetaceae. The annotation marks the transcript as partial.